GCGGCAAUCUCGAGAUCCCGCCUGGUCGGAACAUCACCAACCUUGAUGCUGGACUUGGAAGCUCGUAAGCAGACAAGACCGCGUCGCUAGCGAACAAGUCAAGUCUGACUGCAGUUCCCAAUCCAAUUUUUGAAAAGCGAAGGAGCCUUGCGCCCUUCAAUUCGCAACCAUGACCUCGUUGAACAAGCAAGGCAAGAUGGCCGGUUACAUCAACUACCGGAUGAGGACGACCCUCAACGACGGCCGCCAGAUGGUCGGCCAGAUGCUCGCGUUCGACAAGCACAUGAACCUCGUUCUGGCCGACACCGAAGAGUUCCGCCGAGUCAAGCGCAAGCAGGCAAAGCCCGCCGCGCCCGGUGCGGCCUCCGGUAGCUCGUCUUCGACUGUCGAAACGGAAGAGAAGCGCACGCUCGGCCUUACCAUUGUGCGCGGCGCGCAGAUCGUCUCGCUCUCUGUCGAGAGCCCGCCCCCUGCAGACCCGAGUACUCGACUUGGCAAGACCACCACCGGCGGUAUCUCGACGACAUUGACCGCAGGACCAGGCACCGCGCGCCCUGCUGCCAGAGGAGCCGCCGCGCCGGUCUCACUCGCCGGCCCCGCUGCUGGUGUGGGAGGCGCUCCUCCCCCUGCAUUCCCUGGCUUCCCCGGUGCUGCUGGCGCGCCUGGUUUCCCUGGUGCACCCGGCUUCCCUCCUCCGGGUGGUUUCCCUCCUGGUUUCCAGGGUCCUCCCGGUGCCCCCGGCUUUGGACGCGGCCAGGGUGCGCCGGGCUUCCAGCCGCCGCCGCGUCGUUAAGCGAAACUCCCGAGCAGCAUAUCUCGAGAAGGAUGAUUUUCCACGACCUGGGCGUUUGGGUAGAUGCAUAAAACCAUGUUUCUUUGGCGGAUAGUCGCAUUUAUAUGAUAUACCAAGGAGUAUCAACACAGAAUGAUGCCGCUGGGUGGGGGAAUGCGACAGGUCACCCAACUCGACCGCGCUCUACGAGAAUGAAUGGUCGGUGAGGCUGAGACGCGCAUGCGCCCCGCGUCCUCCGACAGAGCGAGCCACUUGUUCGCAUUUAGUCACGAUUGGACGGUGGAUACGUAACAAAAGACACUGCCAGAGACGCAAUCUUCCGGGCAGAGGUCUCUACAUAUGAUGUCGGAGAAAUUGGGGGUGGGUGCAACCCACCGGGCAAGCCGCGCCGCCCCCCUGGCUUUCCGAACACCGACGGGGGUGUUGGCAGGCAGACCCAUAUCCACACCGAAAAGCUUGCCCUAGCUGUUGGACGUGAUUCCGUUCGUUUGUACCUAAACUCGGGCUCGACACAGGAAGAACAAGAAAAUUUUCGCAGAUUUUGGUUGUCUCCUGGAUUGCCACCGCC
Messenger RNA from Gaeumannomyces tritici R3-111a-1, 1361 nucleotides. RefSeq lists its product as hypothetical. Gene Ontology annotation, cellular component: U4 snRNP; catalytic step 2 spliceosome; cytoplasm. Bases 170 to 793 code for a protein of 207 amino acids. Gene Ontology annotation, molecular function: RNA binding. Gene Ontology annotation, biological process: mRNA splicing, via spliceosome. Lineage: Eukaryota; Fungi; Ascomycota; Sordariomycetes; Magnaporthales; Magnaporthaceae. The transcript is spliced from 6 exons. The record is from RefSeq and is a predicted model, not a curated record.